This is a messenger RNA of Penicillium concentricum, 252 nucleotides long. RefSeq lists its product as uncharacterized. The transcript has a single exon. The coding region runs from base 1 to 252 and encodes 83 amino acids. NCBI's taxonomy places the organism in Eukaryota, Fungi, Ascomycota, Eurotiomycetes, Eurotiales, Aspergillaceae. The record is from RefSeq and is a predicted model, not a curated record.
AUGAAUCUUUUUAAACUCCGCCGAAUACUCACUUGUUGGCGUAAGAAAGGUUCAGAUUCCGCAACAGAAAGCAAGCCACAAACAAUUGCCGAGAAUGACAAAGGAGAUGAGGAACCGUACGGUGGUUUGAGCGAGGUCGCUGCUCCGAUUCCGGUUGAACGCACAACCGAAGAGGAACAAGCGCGGCACGAAUCCCUUGAUAGCAACCUGUCUGGAGGGUCACAUUCGCACCCUCAUCUCUCCAAUAAUUAA